UGGAGUGGGAGGGGUUUCGCGCACAGUCCUUCCACACCUCUACAGUUCAGCUGUGCGCACUGCAUGAAGAGCACUACACGCCCCCGCUGAUCAUCAGUGCAGCACUUAGAAAGCGGAGAUCUCCAUCAGUAUGCUGUGCUUCUCAUCGUCUGUGAGGCUCACGUCAAGCCUUUGCAGGUACAUCGGUGUGCAACGCUUGCCAAACUCAUGCCCACUGCUGCAGCAACCCAGGCACAGCAGUACUGCAGUAAAUAAGAGCACAGCGUCCUACAGCUAUGUGAUAGUCGGGGCUGGAUCUGCAGGCUGCGUGCUGGCCAACCGUCUGUCAGAGAACGCCUCCGAUUCGGUGCUCCUUCUGGAGGCAGGACCCAAAGACAAGCAGCUGGGAAGCACCCGUCUGUCCUGGAAGAUUCACAUGCCGGCUGCUCUGACCUAUAACCUCUGUGACGACAAGUACAACUGGUUUUACCACACGCUACCUCAAGCACACAUGGACGGCAGGGUGAUGUACUGGCCUCGUGGCCGCGUCUGGGGCGGAUCGUCAUCGCUCAAUGCCAUGGUGUACAUUCGGGGGCACGCCGAGGACUACAACCGCUGGCAGAGCGAGGGGGCCGAGGGCUGGGGCUACGAUCACUGUCUUCCGUACUUCCGCAAGGCCCAGACACAUGAGCUGGGAGCAGACCGAUACCGAGGGGAUGACGGCCCACUGCAUGUGACGCGAGGAAAAACCAGUCACCCUCUGCACCACACAUUCAUCGAAGCGGGCCAGCAGGCCGGAUACCCCUUCACGGAUGACAUGAACGGAUUCCAGCAGGAAGGAGUGGGCUGGAUGGAUAUGACCAUCCACAGAGGUAAACGAUGGAGCACAGCUAGUGCUUACCUCCGGCCUGCGCUGUCCAGACCCAAUCUGAGAACAGAAGUGCGCUGCAUGGUGACCCGUAUUCUGUUUGAUGGGACGCAAGCAAGAGGGGUGGAGUACCAGCAGGAUGGACAGACGAAAAAGGUGUUUGCUGAUAAGGAGGUCAUUCUCAGCGGUGGAGCCAUAAACUCCCCACAGCUCCUCCUGCUGUCUGGAGUGGGAAACGCAGAUGAACUUCGCAAACAUGAUAUUCCCGUUAUACAGCAUCUUCCAGGUGUGGGCUGUAAUCUGCAGGAUCAUCUGGAGAUAUAUGUGCAGCAUCGCUGUACUCAACCCAUCACGCUCUACAAAGCCCAGAAGCCCUUCCACAUGGUGAAGAUCGGCCUGGAAUGGCUUCUCAGAUUCACAGGUUACGGUGCAACGGCUCAUCUGGAGAGCGGCGGGUUCAUUCGUAGUCGUCCCGGUGUUCCUCAUCCUGAUAUUCAGUUCCAUUUCCUGCCCUCUCAGGUCAUCGAUCACGGCCGUGUUAAAUCCAAGAUCGAGGCCUUCCAGGUUCAUGUUGGACCCAUGAGGAGCACGAGUGUUGGGUGGCUCAAACUGAAGAGUAGAGACCCGUUUGCCCACCCUAUCAUCCAACCCAACUACCUCUCCACCGACACCGACAUGUUGGAGUUCAGACAAUGCAUCAAGCUCACACGGGAAAUCUUCGCUCAAAAAGCCUUCGACCCUUUCCGAGGCCCCGAGGUGCAGCCGGGCCCCGCCGUCCAAUCUGACGCAGAGAUCGACGCUUUCGUCCGGCAGAAGGCAGACAGCGCCUACCACCCGUCCUGCACAUGUAAAAUGGGCAGCGCCUCGGACAGCAGGGCGGUGGUGGACCCUGCUCUGCGUGUGUUCGGUCUGCAGGGGCUGAGGGUGGUGGACGCCUCCGUUAUGCCCAGCAUGCUGAGCGGGAUCUGCAAUCUCGU
Messenger RNA from Sinocyclocheilus anshuiensis, 1824 nucleotides. RefSeq names its product choline dehydrogenase, mitochondrial-like. The record is from RefSeq and is a predicted model, not a curated record. The transcript is spliced from 8 exons. Gene Ontology annotation, cellular component: mitochondrial inner membrane. Lineage: Eukaryota; Metazoa; Chordata; Actinopteri; Cypriniformes; Cyprinidae. Gene Ontology annotation, molecular function: choline dehydrogenase activity; flavin adenine dinucleotide binding. The annotation marks the transcript as partial.